ACAGCCGACAGCCCCAUGCUGUUUCAGUCAAUGAUGUAGCCCGACCUAAUGCAAAACUUGUAAAACAGCCCCCGGUUCUCUCUCAUCUCACUCUGACAACUCAACCACCGACAUAACCCGUCGUGUCAUCGCUACACAGCAGAGAUUGUGGAAUGUUGCUGGACGAGAGCCCCCUGUUCGAGCCCUCUCUGCUCCAGGAGCUGGACUGGAGUAGCAACACUGUGUCCUUCUCUCCCCCAAUCUCGCCCUCCAGCCCAGGCCAAGGCCUGGUGCUCAGGCCCCUCUGCACGGCAGACUUUAACAGGGGAUUCUACAAGGUUUUGUCUCAGCUCACCCUGGCAGGAGAUGUCACACCAGAGCAGUUCAUUAAGAAAUUUGAGCAUAUGAAGAAGACAGGAGACUACUAUGUCAUCGUGGUGGAAGACACAAACCUGGGGCGGAUUGUUGCCACAGCGACGCUGAUCACAGAGCACAAAUUCAUCCACUCCUGUGCUAAGAGAGGCCGGGUAGAGGAGGUAGUAGUCAGUGACGUCUGCAGAGGCAAACAGCUGGGGAAACUGUUAGUUUCAACCCUUACUCUUCUCAGCAAAAAACUGGGUUGUUACAAAAUCACACUGGAAUGUGCAGCCAACAAUGUGGCUUUCUACCAAAAGUUUGGCUACUCUGCCUCUGAAGAGACCUACAUGCAGUGUCGCUUCUUCGACUGAAGACACAGGAGACUUUAAACCCCCUUUUUUCUGCGGUUUGUUCUCCACUAUAUAGACCCAUUGAGAUCAGGACUUGCAGAGCCUCUGACUCUAGGAGUGCUGCUCGAGAGUGUGUCGUGCCUUUUGGAUUACAAAAGGUUGAGGUGUCCCGUAACACUAACCACAUUUUUUCAGUGUGCACUUCUUUGAAAAUUCAUAAGAAAAUACACGCUCAAGCCCUCAUCUCAGUCAAAUACCAUCCCCUGCCCCUUUAAGGCUACCUCACCAGGGUGGAGCUCUGACAUCGUGGUACCCCACCCUCUGAAGAAAGGAAUGUCAGUUACGCUUCAUACAAUUUUCUUCUUUAAAUUCUUAUUUUGUUACAUUGUAAUUUAUCAAAUUACUGCAUACUGACCAAAAGAAAAUACCUAACAUAUCUGGUAGGAUUCUAUUAUAUAAUUGCAAUAAAUGCAAUUAUUGUUUGGAAAAUCAAGAUUGUACUAAGUUCUAGCUCGAAAGCAGCUAAAUUUUCAUUGGCAAGAACUACUGUCAAGUUUUUUUUUUUUUUUUUUUUUUUUUGAACAAGAUGAGCAGCAUGUGAUGUACUGUAAGCCACCUCAUUUGAACUCAACCUCAGAUGAACUUAGCCUGUUCUGUCACAUUACUAAUUCAGCCUCAACAGCCCAACUUUACUUUUGUUCACCACAAAUUAUAAGAUCAAAUGUGAAAUGUCAGCUGUCUUAAAUGCUUAUCACUGAGGAAAAACUUGAGUUGGCACCCCCACCCUGAAUUAACUUUUGUUUUUGCGCAGGCAUUUAAAAAAAAAAAAAAAAAAAAAAAAACAGAAAUUGGCUUUGGGUUUAUUCUGUCCUUUGAUUAGGAAGAGCUAUGAGUUGAUUAUUAAUAUCUCUGAAGACUUUGCUCUUCCUCUCGGGUCAUUUUUUUUUUUUUUCCUGGGGAUGUAUGAUGAUUCUAAUAGAAAACAAAGAAUUCCUGUCAAGUCAAGACUGUUAUUGUAAUGUACAUUUCUUGUGAAUAUUUGAAAACUUUUAUAUUUUAUAAGGAAGUGGUGAGACGUUGACAAAAGGUUCUGAAAGUUUUGUAUUUGGAAAACGUAAGAAAUUUGAUCACAGUUGUGAUUAGGAUCAAAGGAUUUGUGUGAUGAGAUGUAGACAAAAUGUCUUCUUAAAAUAUCUAUCUUAUUUAAGUUUUUGUAGUAAAUUUGUUUAAUUAUGCUGGACUUCUUGUGGGGAAAUGGGGAAAAUAUUUAAUGUAAUUUAUUUACAUUUAUGUACGGUAAUAGUCAAAUAAAAUAGCCUACGAUCUGCCAUAGUUUCUCUGAUUUCUACAUUCAGAAAAAUCCUCAAGACAAACAGGUUAAAAGUGUACAACAAACUAACUUUUGACUAUCAAGAGUUCUGUUCUUUCUAGUAAAUCAUUCAGGUUAUGACUGAUCAGAAUAAAAACUUAAAUUUGUAUGACU
Messenger RNA from Myripristis murdjan (pinecone soldierfish), 2169 nucleotides. RefSeq names its product glucosamine-phosphate N-acetyltransferase 1 (gene gnpnat1). NCBI's taxonomy places the organism in Eukaryota, Metazoa, Chordata, Actinopteri, Holocentriformes, Holocentridae. Gene Ontology annotation, molecular function: glucosamine 6-phosphate N-acetyltransferase activity. The transcript is spliced from 6 exons. The record is from RefSeq and is a predicted model, not a curated record. The coding region runs from base 153 to 707 and encodes 184 amino acids.